AUGUCUACGGUCGAAGAUCCUUUCGUCUCCCAUGCCAGGGAGGGAAUUGCUUCGCGCGAUUCGCACAAAUACUCCUCCUUUGACACCCAAUUGUUCAGCCUGAAUGCGUCCUCCCCCGCCCAAGCCAAACGGGCGCUCGAGGCUCAUCUGGCGGAAACCGAGCGCCGACUCGAAGAGGCAGGCAAGCUGGGAACGGCACUGAUCGAACAGCAGAAACAGCUCGAGGAAAAGCUGCGGGAAGUGGAGCAACAGCAGGAGGAGGGCCAGAUUGGCCCGGACCUACGUCGCAAGCUCGUGGACCUGGAGAAGGAGUACAAUGAGAUUGGCCGCGAAACGGCACGCGCAUUCCUGGCCCCGAAGCGUCUCGCCAGCGGUGAAGAUGGCCAUUUCGGAACUCCGCAUGAGCAAAAGUCACCCAUUAGCUCCGCCCUCUUCGCCGGCCAGGCCACCAACUCGCCCAGUAAAGUCAGCGUUCCGUCACGAAAGCAGCGCAAUCAGCCCUCCAACCGCGUCCAUGACAUUGAGUUCGCCACCGAGAUUUCUACCUCUCUCCUCGCACAAGUGCGCCAACUGCAAGCUCUCCUUGCAGAGCGUGAGGACGCCCUCAAAAAUGUGAAUCUCGAGAAAUCGCGACUCGAACUCGAGGCCGAGGGGUAUGCUCAACGAAUCAGAGUACUCGACGAAAGCGAAGAGCGCUAUAAAGACGAAAACUGGACACUGGAGACUCGAACCCGCGAGCUGAUGACAGCUGCCAAGGAAGCAGCCGACCGAGAAAGCAGACUCAAUAGCAGCCUGGGUGCUUUGGCCACAGAGAAAAGCGCUAUGGAGCGGGAGCUCGAGGAUCUGAGACAGGCCAAUGCGAAGCUGAUCGAAGAUCACACUGCUGCUCAGAAAGCUAACGAUGCCGAGAUUCACGUUUUGCGUCGCCAUGUGCAUGCUGGUGACACCGAGAAGCUUGCGCUGCAGCAGAAACUCGAAGAAUUGAACUCCCAGAAUGAGGAACUCGCCAGGGCAGUGGCCAUGCGCCUUCGCCAGCAAGAACAAGAGCUUUCCCGGGAAGUCCAUCGGGAUCAAGACUCAGACGACCAGGACCAUUCGACGCCCGAGAACUCCCCGCCGCCGUCUCCCAACAAGUUCACGCCGCGACACAACCACCUCGAAACGGAGACCUUGAAGAGUUCGCUCGGUCAUGCCCACCGCAUGAUCCAGAAUCUCAAGAGCACUAUCCAUCGCGAAAAGACCGAGAAGAUUGACCUGAAGCGCAUGCUGCAGGACGCCCGCGAUGAACUUGAGACGAAGCGCCGAGAGUCCGCGGCGUCAACCGGUCCGUCUAGCAAACGCCAGAAGACUAAGCCUGACCCUGCACGCAAGGCCGCACGGCCCGAUCUGCUGGGUGCUGGUCGAAAGAGAGCGGAGAUUGAAAUCCAUGAAUCGGAUUGGGAAGACAACGCUACCGACGCCAGUCCCUCUCAUAAAGCCGCUCUCAAGGCGUCCCGAGCCCGUAUGGGAGGACAGUCAUCUGAAGAACCGAGCGAUGCGUACCAGACCGCUACCGAAGCCGACGACAACUUUGAAACAGCCACCGAACGAGGAACAGCCACGGAAAGCGAAGCUUUCCAGACUGGCCUAGAAAGCAUGGCUGAUGAUAGCACGGAUAGCGGCGAGCUCACGGAGACAGACGACCGGCUGCAGAGGACUCCACGCGGGCGCGUGUCCUCUUUCACGAUGACCAAGACCCGCGACAGGAAGGCUUACGAGAGUACUGCCUCCAACUCAAGUGACGAGGACGUGAUCGAUGAGGAAGGCUUCCCAUCGCCUAGCCAAAUUAGUCCUAGAUACAGGGUGAGGAACAAGAGGAGUAUCGUGAGGAGGAUCCGUCCUUCUGGCGAGGCUCCCAUGGCUUCCAAUAGCAGGCCCUCCACCGCUCGCGAAUCUCCAGCCACAAGCUUCAUGCAAAGCUCAGCAAGCCCAGAGGGACAGAGCCUCUUCAUGGAGCUUGCUGAGUUGGACGGUGACGAUGAUCAAGAGGGUGACUUUGGACCUCCGAUGCGCUUCGACACGGCAUCACAGGUCUCGACUCCGCGCAUUCUCGCCGCUUACGAUUCCAGACGGCCAUCAGAAGCUGUUCUUGAUACUAUCUCGAAACCCCUCAUGGUUGACUCUGGUAUGAUGACGGAUCCAUGGGAGCCCGCUGUGCCUGCCACCGAGGAAACGGUCAACAACGCACCAGUGUUUCCCUCGAAAUCAGCCACAUCUGAUGCUGGCACUGCGACGGUGCAAGAGCAAGCGCCUGAACUGGUGCAUGCUUCAACUCAGUGGAUCGUUCCUGAAUCUGAGGCAGUUAUCGCUGAAACCCAGAGAGAAGUACAGCAACCAUCUGCUCAGGUGCAGUUGGAUGUCUCAUCUGUCUCUUCUGAGGAGACUGUUCCAUCUCCGCCGAGGCGCCCUCAUCUGGACACUGCGUAUGCUGUUGGAGUCACGACAGAACCCGCUGCAUCCGUCAUUCCUGACCCGCCAAAGGUGGCAUUGUCUUUGAUCUCCUCCGCUUCUACUGAGCCAAUCGUUGCGCGUGUUUCUCAACCCGAACCCGUCUAUGUUCCCAAUGUGGCGAUGUCGACACUUUCAUCUCAAUAUACCCUGCCUGUUGGGGCAGCCCUCCCUGAACCUGCGCCAGUGGUCGUCUUUGCUGAACAUGGCACCAACACUGAGAUUGUGGAGCUUACCGUCUCGCCACUCUACUCUCUGGACACCGAGCCUGUCGCGGCCAUUCCCAAGCCUACUCCGGUGGUCGAGCCUGUGAUUAUUGAGAAGCGCGUCGAAGUCGAACGUGAGCUUCCACCGCUGACUCUAUCGUCGAUAGUCGCUCAGCAGACGGAGCCUGUCCUGGCAGUAAUUGAGCGGAGCGUAGACCCAGAGCCCGAGAACAUCGUGGAGAAAGCUCAGGAAGUCGAGCUGCCAGAGCUGGGUGUAUCGUCAAUCUUCUCGCAACAGACCGAGCCCAUUCGAGAGAUUGCCGAGCCCAAGCUUCCAGAUUUGAAUCUUUCUGUCAUUGCAUCGGAAAGCACGGAACCAGCUACACCACAGUUGCACGAGGCACCAGUGGUUCAAGCUCCUGAAAUCUCACUGUCUGAGCUGCGCGCGGUGGAAACGAUCCCCGUCAAACAUGUCCCGACGGCUGUUGUUGUGCCCCCGGUUCAGCUGACCGAUGAAAAUGCGCCACCGGAGCACAGCGUGCAAAUGGUCAAGGGUCUCCCUGCUUCCGAACUGCCAUUGCUUCUUGUCAAUGAUGAUAGUCCAAGCAAAAAUGCGGCCAGUGGUACAAACGGAACGCCAGACUCCACUUCGCCUCUAAGCACCAUUUCUGGCAAUGCUGUCCCACGCCACACACGACAGCAAUCAUCGAGUCGGGUGGAACGGGCUGAUCAGGGUGCCCAAACAAUCCUGUCGUCGAAGCAGAUUGACCAGAUCCUCAUGGAUCGUGUCACCACCCGGCCACUAUCUCCUCCGGACAGUGAUAAGGCCAAGGAGCAGAACACCUCACCCUUUGCCACACCCCGAGCACGCACUCGUCCCACUCAUCAGUCCUCUCAAUCCUCUCUCCCAUCCCAUCAGCUCAGGCCGGGCAGUUCGCUCAGCCAUACCUCAAGCAUCCAGAGCCACCCGCCUUUGCCCACCGACCACAAGGAGGCUAUCAUGGCGGCCGAGAAACGAUCAUUGGACCAACGGCCAUCUUCUCCAAACUUGAUGGGCCCGCCUCUUGCCCCGGCCUCCGCUCACCGAACCAAUGUGAGCCAGCGCCCGCGAACUCCCAAUGAGUCGGGACUCCAAGUCAACUCGAUGUCUACUACGACCUCCCGCGUCAAACUCAGAAGCGAGAGUCACAGUCACAUCUCACGGAGGUCAUCGGUGUCAUCCUUUGCUUCUGAGAUCGAUGAGCGAUUUGCUGCGCAGCCCAUCGGUUCUCAGGGUUAUGCCGCUGGUACGGACCCGAGGAUGAUCCAGGCUAUCACGCAAACGAUGAUUGGCGAGUUCCUUUGGAAGUACACUCGCAAGACUGUCACCGGAGAGAUCUCCAGCACUCGACACCGACGCUACUUCUGGGUUCACCCCUAUACACGUACGCUGUAUUGGAGUGCGCAAGAUCCCCAGACCGCUGGUACACGUGAACUGAAGACCAAGAGUGUUCCCAUUGAGGCUGUCAGGGUCGUUCCUGAUGACAAUCCUUAUCCCCCUGGUCUGCACUGCAGGAGUCUGGAGGUGGUUAGCCCAGGCCGCCGGGUUCGGUUCACAGCAACCACCAGCCAGCGGCACGAGACGUGGUUCAAUGCACUGUCGUACCUCCUGCUGCGCAACUCGGCAGAAAAUGGCGAAGAGCAUCAGAGCAACGCCUCUUUGGAGGACAUCGAUGAGUUUAAUCCCGAGUUCCGCUCACGCUCUCGGCAGACCUCGAGACUCUCCUUCUCCUCUUCGCGCAGUCGGAAUGCACGGAACUGGCCGAAGGAGCGGGCCGGCUCCACCAUCUCAUCGCGCCGCACAUUGACGCCGGGUCGGGGUUCCCCUUCGCUUGCCUCGCCCUCGUCCUUUACUGAGCAGAGGAACGGAUCUAGUUCCCGCCUCAGCACAAUCUUGAACACGACAAUCAAGGGGUCGUUUGGUCGCAAGGGUCCUCGUUAUGCCAGCUCGAGUGUCCAUGAGGGAAGCAUUCACACCCGUGACAGCCAAGAUGACUUUCGGCACACGAUGGAGAGGCAAGAAAGCCAGGGUGACCGACUCGAGAAUGUGCGAGCUUGUUGUGAUGGCAAACACGAUGUCAGUGCCUUGUCCAGGACAAGCAAAUAUAGCCCGCGGGUGAACCGGAUUCAUUCCCAUCAUUGA
This is a messenger RNA of Aspergillus aculeatus ATCC 16872, 4875 nucleotides long. RefSeq names its product putative nuclear migration protein (ApsA). Gene Ontology annotation, molecular function: phospholipid binding; tubulin binding. Gene Ontology annotation, cellular component: mitochondrion; cell cortex. Bases 1 to 4875 code for a protein of 1624 amino acids. The record is from RefSeq and is a predicted model, not a curated record. NCBI's taxonomy places the organism in Eukaryota, Fungi, Ascomycota, Eurotiomycetes, Eurotiales, Aspergillaceae. Gene Ontology annotation, biological process: dynein-driven meiotic oscillatory nuclear movement; establishment of mitochondrion localization; microtubule cytoskeleton organization. The transcript is spliced from 4 exons.